AUGGGCUUCGACGAGGAGGAGCCCCCGGCCGCGGGGCCCAGGGGCCCCAGUGGGGCCGAGGCGGGGCCGGAGGGCGCCGCGGCCAGGACGCCGUCGCCACCGCACGCAGCGGCGGCGCCGCCCGUGGGCGAGCGGCCUCCGCCCGCGCUGUUCUGCGAGGUGCUGGAGCAGCUGCACGCGGCGCACCGGCGCGAGGUGGCCUACCUGGAGGGGGCGAUCUCGAGGCUGGCGCGCGAGGGGCGCCCCGAGGCGGGCGGCAUCGACGGCGAGUCGUCGAGCGUGUCCGAGGCCGAGUCGGGUGUGGUCAGCGACGUGGGCGAUCUCCCGUCCGCCCGCCAGGGGAGAUCUGCGGAUGCGCUGCCCCUGGAGGCAUGUGCUGCCAGCCAGCGGACGGGAGCAGAAAGCAAGGCCUCGUCCCUCUUGUCGAGCCAAGGAUCGAUGCAGACCUACGACACAGAGGGGGGAGCGGCGGACUCCACCUUGGCAGCUGCCCGCGCUGGCAAGUCCAAGUCGGGCCUGUCGGAGUCCGUGGACCAAGAGGUGGGCGAGCUGAGUCGCGGCCAGUACGUGUGGCAGUGGCAGCGCUCCAAGGGUGGUUUUCGGAAUUACCCUCCCAAGCAGAACGCGCGCAUCGAAGAUGCCUACCGCCGUGGUCAUUCCAUGGUGCGCAUUAAGAGCGGCAGGGAGGGCCAGACGCCGAUGGAGAUCUUCUUUGUUGACAUGCACCAGCUGGAUCCCAGCUCUCGUAACAUCCGGCCGGUGCGCCGUCUUGGCAACAAGAGUUGGUACAUCGAGACGGCGCGUCAUGUCCAGGCCAUCGCGAGGUCAGUUUUUUUGGGUGAGCCACGCUGGGAGUCCUUCGAGAAAUACAAGAAGCGCCAGCAAAACAUUCUGGGCACAGGCACAGGGGAGCUGACGACCGUAAUUACCUCCAAUCUGAGCAGCCACCAGAAGGGCUUCAGAUCGCACUGGACAAAGGCCGACAACAUCUGCGCCUGGAUCUCAGAGAGCGCAUCGUUUUUCACGAUCUCGAUGCUCGUCACGCUGCUAAACGUUAUUUGGAUUGGGGUCAGUGUCGAGCUUGGCGAGUUCAACCUGAGUUUGUGGGAUCGGCACGGUCUGUCGAUACUUCUCGAGCACAUCUUCAUGCGCGGGUCGGCGGAUUUCGUCGUUGAGUUGAUGAUCAAUUUCAUCAGCAUGAAGUGCAAAGCGUUGUGGUUCCGAAGCACCUGGUUUUGCCUCGACGCACUGUGUACUGCUUCGAUCGUGCUGGAGGUCCUGGUGGUCCCUUACACAGCGAUCGCAGCGGGUUCCACGCCCGCUUUGCAGGUCCUGCGGCUAACGAGGUUGGCAAGAAUGCAACGGCUUUUGCGCGACAUCAAGGACGUCAUGGUCAUCCUGCGGGGGAUGGUCAGUGGAAUGCGCUCUGCAGCCUUCAUCUGGGUCCUCAUCGCAAUCCUCUUGUACACGUGCAGCGUGCUGCUCACCACUGGUACCAGUGACGAGCACGAGUUUUUGAGGGACAAGUAUUUCGGAUCUAUGGGGCAGACAAUCACGACGCUGGUCGCCCACGGCAUCGCCCUGGAUGGUGUUGCCGACUUCUUUCAGGACUUGCGCAUGCACCACGGGCUCUUCCAAGGGCUUGUAUUCGCCGUUUUCGUGUUCCUAACUUAUUUUGGGGCGUGGUGGCGGACUGAACAUGCUGGUCGGUGCGUUCUGUAA
Prorocentrum cordatum is the source of this 1722-nucleotide messenger RNA. Lineage: Eukaryota; Dinophyceae; Prorocentrales; Prorocentraceae. The record is from the annotation of a GenBank genome assembly.